CCUUUGGCCUUUGUCGAGCUCUAUGUAAGGUAACCAGUCACUGCUAAGCUGUUACAAGUGUGUGUGCAGUCACUUCUAGCGAAGGGAUCGCUUCGAUCACUUCAGCUCUGAUCUCGACGCUUGGUGGCAGUCAAGAAAGCUUUAUGGUGUCUCGGGAAAAGCGAGUGCUGGUGACGGUCGGAUCGACCCUGUUCCAGGAUCUCACAGAUGCCGUCCUGCAACCAGAUUUUCUCCGUGCUCUCUCGUCCUCGGGAUAUACGUACAUGAUGGUUCAGUACGGAUCAGCUCAGCUAACAUGGGCCGGGCCAGAUACCGUGUCGGGCAUCUCGAUCGAAACCAAACCGUACAUCUCCAACAUCGACAACGUGUUCGCUUCCAGCGACCUGAUCAUUAGCCACGCUGGUUCCGGAUCGAUAUUGAGCGGAUUAAGAAUAGGAAAGGAUAUGAUCGUUGUCCCGAAUUCGAAGUUGAUGGACAAUCAUCAAGUCGAGCUGGCCGAGGUGCUUCAGCGAGAAGGGUAUCUUCUCAAGGCGACCGUCGGAAACCUCGUCGAGACCGUCUCGUUCGACCUACGCGGCAAAUCUUUCGUACCCUUUCCCGCCUUUCAACCAGCUCGCUUCAAGCAACUGGUCGACAACCUUUUCUGA
Filobasidium floriforme is the source of this 647-nucleotide messenger RNA. Its product is annotated as glycosyl transferase. Gene Ontology annotation, biological process: dolichol-linked oligosaccharide biosynthetic process. Bases 144 to 647 code for a protein of 167 amino acids. The transcript has 3 exons. The record is from RefSeq and is a predicted model, not a curated record. Gene Ontology annotation, molecular function: hexosyltransferase activity. NCBI's taxonomy places the organism in Eukaryota, Fungi, Basidiomycota, Tremellomycetes, Filobasidiales, Filobasidiaceae.